Messenger RNA from Cyclocybe aegerita, 1077 nucleotides. The record is from the annotation of a GenBank genome assembly. Lineage: Eukaryota; Fungi; Basidiomycota; Agaricomycetes; Agaricales; Hemipholiotaceae.
AUGCCAGUUGUGAAAGCGCCCUCGCUCUCAUUUGACAACCUCAAGUCUUCCUGCUCCCCCUACGACAUGAACAGAUACUCUUCGCGCGCCCCCUACGUUAGAAUCCACACACCGUCUCUAGACGGUGCUUACAGCCUACACGACUUCCCACCUUUUGAUGGAUAUGAUGAUCCUCAAAUCUCUCUCUCGCAAUGGAUGAGUGCAGGGCCUAUGUAUUCGGAGGCUGAAAUGUACGAGUCAGCUCAAUGCCCUCCAAGCCUCACGGCACCACACCAACUAGCCGACAACUCUCCCUACGAGGAGCAUUUAGACGCUGGCCUAUUUUCAUGGCCAUACGAAGGGACGUCGGGAUAUGACUCCUCUUUCUCCUCAGUGCCCGAGCCGAGCACAUACUCCAACGCGUACUCUCCAUCCAUCUCCGUCGUGUCAUGUUCGCCACGGUCAGACCACAGUGGCCUGUCUCUCUCACCACAACCGAACAUGCACGAAUAUUCAAACGCGUUUAAUUUCGAUUUCACAACAUCCCUACCACACCAAUUCCCCUCAACCUCCACCUCACAAUGGCACCAACACUCAUCAUCAUGUCCACCCACCCACCACUCACCGCGAUCCACGCUCUCACACUCACCCACACCCUCUUGCUCAAGCAUCGACGCGCGCGAAAUCAAGCUCUCCUCCUCCCGGUCCGCCUCACCGUCUCGUCCCCUUCACUCGCACCCCAAAUCCUCUCUAUCGACUUCCGCCUCUCCAACCACCCCCGAGACCGACGCCCAAGCCCAACGACGGCGCUUCCCCUGCCUCAUCCUCGGGUGCGAGCGACGCUUCACCUCACAAUACACACUCAAGGUGCACAUGGAGGCGCACAAGCCCAAGCCGCGCGCGUCCUUCCCCUGCACGCUCGGCUGCUCGGAGCGCUUCUCGCGGCAACACGACCGCCUGCGGCACGAGGUCGCGAAGCACGGCAAGGUGUGCGAGUUUCUGUGCGACGAGUGUGGGCGGUUCUUCUCGACGAAGAAGACGCUGGGGAACCAUAAGUGUCCCGUCGCGCAGGGCGGCACGCGGUGGGUCAACCAAUGA